This is a messenger RNA of Myzus persicae (green peach aphid), 2933 nucleotides long. Its product is annotated as GATA zinc finger domain-containing protein 24-like. The record is from RefSeq and is a predicted model, not a curated record. Gene Ontology annotation, molecular function: transcription regulator activity. Lineage: Eukaryota; Metazoa; Arthropoda; Insecta; Hemiptera; Aphididae. The transcript has 2 exons. Gene Ontology annotation, cellular component: nucleus. Bases 615 to 2066 code for a protein of 483 amino acids.
CGCGCCGCACAUUCUCCAGUUCGCCUUCUGCCCGUCUGCCGGCCACAAGUGCCAGCUAUCGUUCCGCUCGCUCAUCACACGGCUGCCGCUCGACGACGACGUCGCUACUUGCUCGCUCGCUCGCUCCGUGACCACCGACGCCGCCGCCGCUGCCCCGCCCCGCGCCCACUGUGAGAGCGCGCGCGUGUGUAAUUGAUUCCAUAAUCUGUCCCAGUCUAAUUUCGCGCGCCAGUCCGUGUGCGUCGUCGUGUCCGUCCGUCUUGGUGUUUUGCGGUGCGUUGUUCUCGUGUCUCCGCGCGACCGACCGCCAAAAGUCGCGUACGACUAUUUUAUUGAUAUUGCUAAUUUUUUUUUUUCGUAAACCGUGUGCGUUGGUUUAUGUGCUCCGGUGUUUGAAUAAUUAUUUUUUGCGAAAAACAUUUUUUUUUUCGAAUACCAGCGAUUGUGCGUAAUUAUUUUUUUUCAAUUAUUCAAUCAAUUAUUGGUUAUACCCGGUUCGUGCCGAGAUCGUUUACGAUAUUAAUGGUGCACAACUGUUCCGGACACAUUUUCGGAUUACCGUUCUUCCGCUCCGGAUUCACCGAAUGAUAUGCUAUUGGUGAAUCACGUCUCAAAUGCUUGUGGACAUGAGACCCGUUGAGUCCAGCGAGAACAUUACGAUUAUGGACGAGAUCGACGAGCUGUUAGGCACCCGGAGGAGUUACGGCUGGAACUCGGGUUCGCGGCCAUCGAUGAUCAGUGCCAAGUACCGGCUGAAAGAAGAGAGGCGUAAGGUGCUCAAGAUAUCUGUGAACAAGAUGAAGAAGAUCGACGACGCCGAGAGUUCGUUGUGCCGGUCCGUCUUGAUCAACAACACGGUGAAGAGGCUGCAGGCCGAGACCAGGGACGACCGGACUACGGGACGGACGUCGCCCGCCUCACCACCGUCGCCGACGUCCGCCGGUUACGGUUACCACGGUCCUCAGCAGUCGCAACCCUGUGGCGGCCCUGGUGGUAACCCACAGCUCGUGGACAUCACCAACCUCAGGGAAUCGUCCUGCACCAAUGGCACCGGCAGCGUUGGAGUUGGCGGUAACGCGGUCACGGUCGGCAAGACCCUGGCUAACAACAAUAACAACAACAACAAUAUUAGCAGCAACAACAACAACAACAAACCGCUGACGGAAGCUCAGUCGUUGUUGUUGGCGGCCGACCACCACCAUCACCACCUACUACACCACCACCACUUACAACACCACCACCACAAUAACAACCACCACCACCACCACCACCAUCACCAACUACAACAACAACAACAACACCACCACCUCCACCACCACCAUCACCAGCAGCAGCAGUCGUCGUCGGCGACCGCGUCUGGUGGACCGUUGCCGUACGGGUACGAUGACGAAGUGGACGACGAAGACGUUGACGACCAAGAAGUAGAUGACGACGACGUGGACGAUGACACGAUCGCGUCCAUAAUGAUGCAACUACCGUCGUCGUCACCGCGCGGCAAGCGGAAGCGGUGUGUGGACGAACCGCUCGACGACCUGUUGUCGCAGUUCAUCAACAACAACCAGCGUGAGGACGAAGACGUGAACGUGGUGGACCUGGACCUACACGAGUAUCCGGCAGCCAAGAGACUGAGGACGGAUGAGGCAGCCGCCGCGGCGGCCGCAGCCGCAGUGGCCGCCGUCGUGGCGGGGACUACCCCGUCGGCAGCAGACUCCACCCCGUUGGCCACCGACCUCUGUUCGCCCGACUGCUGGUCGCUGAUGGACGCGUGCUGUGACGACUCCCUCGACCUGUACGGCGGCCAGGUGCCGGCCGCGGUCGAACAUCAGGAUGUGCUGCUGCAGCCCACCACCGUCACCUCCGCAUCGGUAGACUGCUGUUCGUCGCUGUCGCUGCCACCGCCGCCCCCGUCGCUCGGCGAACAGCAUCAGCAUUACGGCGUGGCCACAUCGUCGUCGUCGGCCACUGGGUCCACGUCGCCGACGAACCUGUCUUGCGGACAGGCGUCCAUGUUCAGCGAGAUGCAGUCGGCAAUGUUCCGCAACCUGAUCGCCUCGCUUGAGUCAUAACCGCCAUCGCUGUCGUCACCCGACGACCGGUAAGGUGGUCGACAAACCUAACAAAAACGUACAUUUUUGUUUUCACUUAUACGACUGUCUCCUAAAGUUUAUAUUUUAUUUCAUUUAAUCGACUUCACACCUGUCUUUGCGACAUGUCCGCAGUGUGGUGUGCGUCUUAUCCUUUUACUACGUUUUUGUGCACAUGAUCACGUGCGAUAUAUGUGUUAUUAUUUUAUAUGCAGUCCGGGAGACUUAUUACAAAAAAUGACCAUUUUAUUUUAUUUUAAUAUUUUUAUGUGCAAUAAACGACCAAUUCGCGCAAAUGUUUUUUUUUCGUUUUUCUCUCUGUAUCUAUUUUUUUUUCAUUAUUAUUAUUAUUAUUAUUAUUAUUAUUAUCAUUACUUUAUAUUACUAUUAUAAAUAUAUAUAAAAUGUAUUUUUUUUUUGUUUUCGAAACGUUUUUCAAUGUUCGUACGAAUAAGUAUGCAUUUGAUUAUGUUUUUCAUUUUACGCAUAAUCAUAUGUAUCGUGAAUGACGUGUACAUAGAUAAUCAUGAUAAUUUAAUUAUGAAUAUUGUAUUUUUUGUUUUUUCGUAACUGUAGAUAAUCAAACAAGGGCUGUGUUAAAUUCAUCCAAUCGGUCUCUUUUUUUUUUUAAUCGAACGAAAAGAGUAUAAAAUAAAUUAAUAUAUGUAUGUAUAAAAUUAAAAUAUAAUAUUAUGAGAAUGUAUAACUAUAUAUUAUAUGAUAUUAAACAACAUAGACAAUAUAUUAUAUUAAAGUAGACAAUUUUAUAGAAAACCGAUUGGGGUAUAGGCUAAUCGGUAGUGAUAGUACAAAAAAAAAAAAAAAAAUAAGAAAAAAAAUGAUAAAUUC